Saccharomycodes ludwigii is the source of this 1170-nucleotide messenger RNA. It is a transcript of the gene HPM1, whose product is annotated as protein-histidine N-methyltransferase. The transcript has a single exon. The record is from RefSeq and is a predicted model, not a curated record. Gene Ontology annotation, molecular function: protein-L-histidine N-tele-methyltransferase activity. The coding region runs from base 1 to 1170 and encodes 389 amino acids. Gene Ontology annotation, biological process: peptidyl-histidine methylation, to form tele-methylhistidine. NCBI's taxonomy places the organism in Eukaryota, Fungi, Ascomycota, Saccharomycetes, Saccharomycodales, Saccharomycodaceae.
AUGUCAUUUUCUUUUGAAUUCAAUGAAGAUGAUUUGAAUAGUAAUGAGAUCACUAAAAAUAAAGAUCUCAAUAAAAAUAAAUAUCUCGCCAGCAAUAAUAACAAUCAACAUUUUACGAACCCAUUAGAUGUUCCAUUAGAACCAGCUACAAAAAAACCAAUUUUACACGACUUACAACAUGUUUUGCAAAGUUUAAUUAAUGUAAGAAUUACAUUUGAAAUUAUACACACUCCUAAGAACCAAAUCGAAUUAUAUAGAAGAGAAUUAUUCGACAUAAAACAUCAAAUCAUGAUGGAAAUAGAUGAUACAAAUGAUAACAAAGAAUUAGAAAUUUUAAUGGGGGAAACCAACGAGGAUUUAGUUAAAAAUGUUUACGAAGGUGGGUUAAAAUCUUGGGAGUGUUCAAUCGACUUAGUAGACUAUUUAGCAAAUAACAGUAGUGAAAUUACCGACUAUAAGAAAUUAAUUGAAUUGGGGUGUGGUACUGCUUUACCUACUGAAUAUUUGUUUAUUAAACAUUUAAAUUUACUCAAAAAACAAAAAGAUAACAACCACAAUAAUUCCAAUCUUUCUUUUUAUUUGUGUGAUUACAAUUACGAAGUUUUGAGACUAGCUACCGUCCCAAAUUUAAUUAUAUCAUGGUGUAUGUUGUAUUUGAGCACUGAGGAACUAAGUAACUUGCAGAAAUUUGAGGAUGCCACUAUUCCUAUUGCCAAAGAUGAAAUUUUUCUAUCAAAACAAUUAUUGUCUUCAUUCAAUGAUUUUAUAGUUAAUAGACAAGUUUCUUUAAAACUUAUUUCUGGAUCAUGGUGCAGGGCUUUUAACGAUUUAAUUAUCAAUGAUCUCGAAAAUGAAUUGUCCAACGAUAAUACAACCAAUGAUUGUAUGGUUUUAACCAGCGAAACUAUUUAUCAGCCAGAUACUUUACCUUUAAUCAGUGAAACACUAUUGGACUUGAAACAAAAAUUACAAAAACAAAAUAACAAGAUCGAAAUAUUACUAGCUGCCAAAGAUAUAUAUUUUGGUGUUGGUGGUAGCAUAUUAGAAUUCCAAAAAUACAUAGAGGAUAGAAUAUCCAACGAUGAAAAUGGCCUUAGCUCGUGUGUUUCUUCUUUCGAAGUAUUCAAAUGUAAUGAAAAUUUUAAAAGGUCAAUUGUGGCUAUUAAGUGA